Messenger RNA from Bipolaris victoriae FI3, 192 nucleotides. RefSeq lists its product as hypothetical. The transcript is spliced from 2 exons. The annotation marks the transcript as partial. The record is from RefSeq and is a predicted model, not a curated record. NCBI's taxonomy places the organism in Eukaryota, Fungi, Ascomycota, Dothideomycetes, Pleosporales, Pleosporaceae.
AAGUUUAACGACGGUCUCUUCUUAGAAGAACGUGAAAAGCGUUAUAAUAGUAAGGUAUACCUCUACUACGGCGAAGUAGAAUACUUUUAUAGAGACUACCUAAAGAAUAAGUUAACUAAGAGAAUACUAUACUCUACUAAGGAACUAGAUAAAACUCUUAGUGACCUAGACUUAUACAACGAAGUAAGAUAA